Molecule: messenger RNA, 3777 nt
Organism: Linepithema humile (Argentine ant)
Lineage: Eukaryota; Metazoa; Arthropoda; Insecta; Hymenoptera; Formicidae
Product: KH homology domain-containing protein 4-like
Cellular component (GO): nucleus
Molecular function (GO): RNA binding
Source: RefSeq, a predicted model, not a curated record
GUGGCAUUUGAUGCUGUCCAGUGACAUUAGUUACGAUCGAAUGGUUUGCACAAUUGAGUGAGCUUUUUAUUAUCUUGUAAGCGAUAUUUAAGUACCUGUACGUGACAAAAAAUGAUUGCCGUACACUUAAAUGUAACUUAACUAUUUAAAACCAGUUUAUGAAAAUGUUGAAGUCAUGAGAGUUGUCCUACAUUGCUUCCAGUAGUAUAUAUUUUAUCUCUAUGGCUAAAGGAAAAUUAAGAGGAUCUGAUUCCAGUAAUAAGAUAACAACAUCAAACGCAGCAUUUAAAAAUGGAGAAACAUACACAUGGGAAUUUGAGAUUAAUGAAACACCACCCAGUGCUAGAACAUUACUUACCAAAGGUUACAUACAGGAUGAAAUUAAUUCAUAUUCAGGAGCAACUGUAUCGACACGUGGCCGUUUUAUGACAGAACAAGACAAACUACGCUGUCCAAAUGAAAGGCCUUUAUACCUUUAUAUACAAGGACAUACAAAACAUAAUGUUGAUUUGGCGAUACAGAAAAUUAACGAAAUUAUUAAGACAGAACAUCAAAGUUCUUUAAAUAGACCAAGCAGGUUUACAAAUGCUCCACCACCUCUUAUGAGUUUACAUUCUGGAGUUACAACUGUGGAAAAAAUUUGCAUUGGUAUCGAGAAUGCACCACAAGGCUUUGAUUUACGAGGGCGAAUAUUAGGCAUUAGCGAUGCAAAUUUAAUGUACAUUAGAGGUGAAACUGGAGCAAAUAUAGCUUUAAGGGGUAGAGGAUCUCAGUUUAUUGACCCAGUUUUGGGAAUGGAAUCUCCGGAGCCGCUCCAUUUGUACAUAGAGCAUCCAAAACUAGAGGCAUUGCAAAAUGCAAAACAAUUGGCUAUUAACUUAAUACAGACAAUACAAUCUGAAUUGCAAACUUACAUUCAGCAACAGCCACCACCAGUACAACCUCAGCAAGUUAUAGAACAGUCUCAAAUACCACAAGCCCAAUUCCAAACUAUGAACAUUGGUACGUUAGGCCAGCCAAAUGUAGUUGCAAUACAACAUCAAGAUAUUAUACAACAUUCGCAAAGUAAUGUUGUAACAUUACCCGCAACAAUUCUCACGGCUACCGUGGCCGGUACACCAGGACCUGGUGUGUCAGUCCCCCCACCAGGAGUGCACAUACCGCCUCAUACUGGACCAUUAGUUCCACCUCCACAAGCUCAGGAAAUACAAACUUUCAUGCAACCACCACCUGUUGGACAAGUACAAUUAAUCGGUCCUCCAUCAACAGUAAGUCAUCAAGUGCAGUAUCAGAUACAUCCUGGCCAACCACUACAAAUUCAAGGAAUUCAACCGGGAUCGCAGUCCUCCCCACAGCCUGUGGCGCAAAUGUAUGUCAUGAGUCAACCUCCGCCGCAGAAUCCCGCACAGCAAAGUUUCAUAACGAGUAGUAAUGUUCCUGUGAGCAGUGCAGUAUCGUACGUCUAUACACAGCCGAAUAUACAAAGACCCGCUACGCCAUCGCAGGGAGUUAUCGAAACUGUUAAUGUCAAUCUGCAACAACCUCCCCCUGCGUCGCCGAUCAACAUAACGCAGCAACCACCACCACCGUUGUUGCAUCUCCACUUUCCGCCGCCGAACUUUCCGCCAAAUCAACCGCCCCCUCCAGUACCGCAAACCUACCAGAUACAAUAUCAACAGGUACAGGCACCCGCGUCGCAGUCGCAAACGCAGUUUGUUUUACAACCCGGCGAGCAUAUCGUUCCGCCUCAGCUGCAGCAGAAUCACGAACAGUCACAAACUGUCGCUCAGCACAUAAUACCUCCACAAUUCGAAGGUCACGCGCCACCGUUCCAUUUACAAGUACCUCCGCCAUCCGCGCAGACUUUCCUAGUUCCGAAUGCUCAAUCUCCUCAUCAUCAGCAACCGCCGCUCCCUCCUGGCAGUGAGCUUCAGCAUCAACAAGAUGGUCCGGUGGAGCAAGGGCCGUUGCCGCAGCCAGUACCACCUCCGCAAAUAGUACCGCCGCCGUCGAUCGGUCAGAUGCCUAAUUCUAUGAACAUUCUUACCAGCGUGCCACCACCGACGCAACCGCCUCCACCGCAAAAUGCUCCAUGGCUUUAUCAAACUCAACAACCACAACCGCAAGGCCAAUUGCAGAUGCAAAUGCCGCCGCAGAAUAUACCUCUUCACAACGUACCUCCACCGCAAGCUCAAAUACAAUAUCACCCGCACAUACAAUAUCAAAACGGUCAUAUACCUGCGCAAGUACAUUACACAAUGCAACCUCCGCAUCAGCAAUUCGAGCAGAAGCCCGAUUCGCCGGAGCAGCAAAAAUCGCACGGACUUAAGAGAAGGUUUUCAGACGUUGAUGGAGGUCAGGAACCACCACCAUAUCAAUGUGCGCCAUUGCCCGCGCAACGUCAUGGCACAGGAUAUAUCAUUGCUGUUUCUGACAUCUUAGAAGGUGAUCGGCAGCAGCAAGUCUUACACGGUCCAUCACCCACACCUGCCGGUCUGUCACAUGGAGAUCGAAACAAGAUGCUAAUGCCACCUCCACACCCAGGUGAGAAACGGAGCUUGGAUCAAAAGCCCGGAGGACUGUCUUCAGUAGGAAAUGAGCAGAAUGUAAUGGCGGAAUCUGGGAAUAUCCAUGUCGGAAACGGUCCACCUCUACCGCCCCCGCCUUCGCCGCAGGCGCCGUGGCAAAAUCAUCACGUGCGAGUUCCUUGGGGUAGACCACCGCCGAUUCCGAGAGACGGAGAACCUCCCGCAGUCUGCCCGGGAUUACCUCCUAUCAAUAUGCCUCCGCCUCAGAUCAGGCCAAGAGGUCUCGCUGACGGUAAUCGUUCCCCGACUCAGAACGCCGUGUUAGAGCAAUCGUUGAACAUUGAGUACAACCAAAUGCCGCCGUAUACGACGAAACCGCCGCCUUACAACGCGCACCCUUUGAUGCAGUCAAUUUGCAAUCCGCCACCGCCACCGCCGCCGCAUCAUCAACAGCCGCGGCCGCAGCAUCUCUCUCAAGCAGCGCAGCAUUAUCAAGUGCCAAUCUCGCAGACAUAUCAACCGCCUACAUCCUGUCCACCGUGGAUGAAUUGAAAAUUGCAAAACCACCGCGGCAUUUCCUGCUCCGAUAUUUUAACUAUGACUUAUGAACGCGACUUACCAAAUGUGACGCCGUUUCAACGGGUGACGUAAUAACAUAGCAGUAUGCUACAAAGAUCUGAUAUCAGUGUGAAAAGUUAGAACUUGUGAAAAACUUGCAUCACGAAUAUCGUUCCUUAUAAUAGUUCUAAUUUAACAAUCUAUUUGUACAAUCCUUAUAGCUGUUAUAAUUUAAUAAUUUGUUCUGUGAGAAGGAAAAUAGAGCGUGUGUAAAAAUAUGUAAAUGUUGAAGAUUAUUUAUACUGUACAUUUUAAAUCCUAUCCAUUGAGAGAGAUAUGCAAGAUAUUUUUCUCAUUGAAUAAGAUUGUGCAUAUAAUAAAAAAUAACGCCGUACCGGCGAGAUAGUUACUUAUUAAUUGAGGAGCUCGACGAUACGUGUGAAGCGUGGCUUGUAUAGUAGAUAUAUGCAUAUAACGAGAAAGACAGCGUUAUUAUCUUGUGGAACAGUUCUAUCAUUGUGCAUCUAAAGAUCACUUGUUUUGUAUUUGCACGUGAAUAAUCACGUUAUAUUUUACCUCAUGGCGGAAAAUGUAUCACAUUUCUCCAUUUACUUAUAGAUAAGUAAUACGUAUGACUAUGUAUGCGAUUUUUUUAUGCAAAAACCAACAAUAAAUCGUUAUUGCUAAUUAA